Messenger RNA from Gadus chalcogrammus (walleye pollock), 2588 nucleotides. It is a transcript of the gene tspan15, whose product is annotated as tetraspanin 15. The transcript is spliced from 8 exons. Bases 83 to 1021 code for a protein of 312 amino acids. Lineage: Eukaryota; Metazoa; Chordata; Actinopteri; Gadiformes; Gadidae. Gene Ontology annotation, cellular component: membrane. The record is from RefSeq and is a predicted model, not a curated record.
GUGGCGGUAGGACAACGCGGAAGUGAAUUGUGAACAGUCAUCAACAACACGGGGAGCCGAUUGAAUCAGGGAGACGGGAACAAUGUCCGGCCACAGCAGCGAUGUGCGAUACUGUCAAAAAUUCUCCUACGUUCUCCUUAAAUUCACCCUGUUCGCGUAUGCCGUCGGUUGGUGGCUGAUUGGCGGCACAAUUAUGGCCGUCGGAAUCUACGCCGAGGUGGAAAGGCAGCGCUACAAGACCCUGGAUGGACUGUUUCUGGCCCCGGCCAUCAUCCUGAUCGUCUUGGGACUGCUCAUGUUCGUAGUGUCCUUCAUCGGGGUCCUGGGUUCCCUGAGAGACAACAUCGUAAUGCUCAAAGUGUUCAUGUUCACGCUGACCGUGUGUUUGAUUCUGGAGCUCCUGGGAGGAGUCAUUGCCCUGGUGUUCCAAAACAAGACGGUGAACUUGUUGAACAGAAACAUCCGCAAAGGCAUGGUCAACUACUAUGACGACCUGGACUUUAAGAACAUCAUGGACUUUGUUCAGAAAAAAUUUACAUGCUGUGGAGGGAAGGAGUAUAAGGACUGGGAGGUCAACAUGUACCACAACUGCUCCUCUCGGAGCCCACUGGCAUGUGGAGUUCCCUAUACCUGUUGCCUCAUCACUAAGCCUAAUGAGGUGCCCAACACUAUGUGCGGGUACAAGCUGGUGAAUCAAGAGCGCCUGGACCUGAUCGAUAAAAUCCACAUCAGAGGUUGCACGGACGCAGUCUUCCUCUGGCUCUCUGACAACUAUAAGAUCAUGGCUGGGUUGCUGCUGGGAAUACUUCUGCCUCAGUUCUUCGGCCUGAUCAUCAGCUGGCUGUACAUCACCCGGGUGGAGGACGCCAUCGUUCAGUACACGAGCAUUCCGUACUCGUCCAGCCAAGUGGACGGCCCUGCGGGCAGGAGCAUGAUGGACCAGAGUGGCGGGUUCCAGCGGAUCCCCAUGAAGCACAACCGCGUUGCCAAUUGGUACAAGUGCAUGCCUGACUACGACUGAGACCCCCGCAAACCCCUUAACCCGUGCCGCCGAGAAACCCUCGCCGUGCUCCAUCUACCGAGCGACCCACCCCCCCCCCCCUGCGUCAACAACACCCUGCAUUGUUUUGUUUUUUUCCGUUGAAUGGCUCAGGUAAUCAGUGCCUUGGGGAUGGGGGGGAUUUUAGCGUCCGCCAUUGGAUAGCCGUUUUUUAAAACCACUUUACUUUUGUGCUAUUGGUUCUGAAGUAUAGAUGGAUGUGGGGGGAACAAAAUGACACAACUCCUUAGAUUAAACACUAAAAUGUAAAGAUAGUUAGACUGAUUUUGACCUACUCUUCUCGGCCUAAUCCGUUUUUCUUACCUGGCCUAUGCUAAGCUAAGCUACGCUAAGGUAGCCUGAACUACCCACCCCAGACAGGCAGGAGUGUUAUCAAGACAAUCAAACUCGCCAUUCAUCAGGGUUAAUAUGCAACCACUAAUGCAACUCGAAGAGUUCCCUGUUAACCACUUCUAAACCCUAAUAUGUUAUGUCCGCAGAGGGUUAUCUAUGAAACCAUCGUAGCCAUAUUGGAUCCAGUAGCAGUGAACCACUCUUUUUCUUCUCAGGUUUGAAUACAAAUAUACCAAAGCCCAAAGUUAAGAUAUGUAUUGGAGGGUUGAAAUCUGCAGAUGAACCCCAAGUGUUUAUAUUCAUGUCGGUAAAUCUCUGUAGCACAGAUACAUUUUUUUAUGCUUUUAGUUGAAUGAGCUUUUUUGAGGUUUGGUGAAGGGGGAAAUGUUAAUUUUAUAUCUUAUUUGUCGUAACUUGAAUACUGUAAUGACUCCAACUAUCAGUAGCAGUCACAAUAAUCACAUGUUUUGCAUGUUUUUAUCUUUAAAGGUGACAAGGUUGAUGCGUUGCAUUGUACUCAGGUUGCAUUGUACCUCACAGAAAAGGGCUGUGUUGCUGUAUUAAAGGAAUACGCAAGGUAACUUAUGACUUGUGUAUCCCGUUUUAUUUAAAAAUGUUAAUAAGCCUCUCUGAAUCUGAAAACCUUACAAUUACACUGACUGUCACACUGUGUGAUGAGGUCAAAUCCACCUGUUGUUUGCCUCCCUGGAAAAGCACUGAAUCAAUCCUCGACGGGAGAAUGUUUGUAACGCUUCAUGGAAAAUAUAUAUCAUUUUUAUGUCCAGAGUAUCAGUUGUACCUUUUUGUUUAAGUAGUUAGCUAGCAGAGAACCAACUGUUCCUUCACUUAUCACAGUUUCAUUCAGGAGUGGAAGUGAAUUUCACAGCUGUGAAUCAUUUUAAUAAUUAUUUUCUCAGACCAACUGUUUAGGUUUGUGAGGCCUCGUCUAAAUACAAGUGCCCGAGGUUAACAAACCACUUCAGCUGUGUAUCCGAAGGUUUUCCACCUCUUGUAUUGUUCUUCUAUCCGCUGCUUGUAGAUGAUAAAUAAUUCUUAACAUGCCUUACUUCUCAAUGACCACUAUAACUGAUAGUGUGCUUCACAGUGCCACACUAGGACAUUAAACCAUCUCAAAGGUUUUACCAUUAGGAAUGAAAAUAAAAUGUGUAUUUGAUUUUGAAACUGUUUUCGACUC